AUGGCUAAAACUGUGAGAAAAGUGAAAAGAGGUAAAGGAAAAGAUACCAAACUACCAGCCAUCAUCAUAACACCACCUGAAGAUAUGAAGUUAGACAAGGAUAACAAUAACAAAGUAGAAGAACCCUCCAAAAUGAAUUUAAACGUAAACGAUCUGAUAGCUCAGCUAUCACAAAACUCAAAAGCUUCUAAAGAAGAGAUUGAAGUCAUCCAGAGGAAACUGUUACUGCAAGCCAAUCAAAUUUUAAAAGUGAACGCGUUCGCUAACCAAGAGCCAAGGGUGAUAGGUGGUACUCAAAAAGGCCCUAUCGGCCCUAUAUAUGGGAAACCUAUACAGCUUUAUAGUAAUCAAGAUGCUCAAUUAGUGCCUGAGAAGUUGCAAGAAAGCGAGGUAAACAAGCAUAGGGUCAAUAUGUUGGGUACGGGAAGUUUUUUCUACGAAACAAGUUCUGACGACCGCUCGAGCAGUGCGCACGCCGCGGCCAACAGAGGUGAAUGUCUUUACCGUUCCGUCAUAUUU
This is a messenger RNA of Brenthis ino (lesser marbled fritillary), 519 nucleotides long. NCBI's taxonomy places the organism in Eukaryota, Metazoa, Arthropoda, Insecta, Lepidoptera, Nymphalidae. The record is from the annotation of a GenBank genome assembly.